Messenger RNA from Salvia miltiorrhiza (redroot sage), 1462 nucleotides. RefSeq names its product alpha-amylase-like. The transcript has 4 exons. Gene Ontology annotation, biological process: carbohydrate metabolic process. The record is from RefSeq and is a predicted model, not a curated record. Lineage: Eukaryota; Viridiplantae; Streptophyta; Magnoliopsida; Lamiales; Lamiaceae. Bases 73 to 1350 code for a protein of 425 amino acids. Gene Ontology annotation, molecular function: calcium ion binding; alpha-amylase activity.
AACCAAAAGUUACUUUUAGGGACCAACCUAUAAAUAUGCCUCCCUUCUAAACACAAUUAUUUUUUUAAAAAAAUGACUAGUUUUGUUUGGCUCAUCUUUUCCGCUUUAGCUUUCUUCCCCGCCUUGUCUACCUCCACUUUAUUGUUUCAGGGAUUCAACUGGGAGUCGAGCAACAAGCAAGGAGGGUGGUACAAUUCGCUUAUCGGUGUUGUACCCGACAUAGCCGCCGCCGGAGUUACUCAUAUUUGGCUCCCGCCUCCCUCUCAAUCGGUUGGACCUCAAGGGUAUCUACCGGGAAGGUUGUACGACCUCGACGCGUCCAAAUACGGCAGCGGCGGCGAGCUCCGAACCCUAAUCAAGGCGAUACACGGCCACGGCAUGAAGGCCGUGGCCGACAUCGUGAUCAACCACCGCACGGCCGAGAGGAAGGACGGGCGGGGGAUCUACAGCAUCUUCGAGGGGGGCACCCCCGACGACCGCCUCGACUGGGGCCCCUCCUUCAUCUGCGGCGACGACACGCAGUACUCCGACGGCACUGGCAACCCGGACUCCGGGGCGGCCUAUGACGCCGCCCCGGACAUCGACCAUUUGAACCCUCGGGUUCAGAAGGAGCUCUCCGAGUGGCUCAACUGGCUCAAGGCCGACGUGGGCUUCGACGGGUGGCGGUUCGACUACGUGAAGGGCUACGCUCCCUCCAUCACCAAGAUCUACAUGGACAACACCCGGCCGGACUUGGCCGUCGGCGAGCUAUGGAACUCGCUCUCCUACGAGCAGGACGGGAAGCCGGCGUAUGAUCAGAACGGGCACAGGAACGAGCUGGCGGCGUGGACGGAGAACGGGGGCGGGGCGGUGACGGCCUUCGACUUCACCACCAAGGGGAUCCUUCAGGCGGCGGUGGAGGGGGAGCUGUGGAGAUUGAAGGACGCUGAGGGCAAGCCGCCGGGGUUCAUCGGGAUUAAGCCGGAGAACGCUGUGACGUUCAUCGACAACCACGACACCGGCUCCACGCAGCGCCUCUGGCCUUUUCCGGCGGACAAGGUGUCGCAGGGCUACGCUUAUAUCCUUACUCAUCCUGGGAUUCCAUCCCUGUUCUACGAUCAUUUGUUUGAUUGGGGGAAGAACUCCAAGGAAGAGAUUAUGAAGCUGAGCGCGGUGAGGAAGAGGAAUGGCAUUGGUGCGGGCAGCAAAGUGGAGAUUCUGGCUGCGGAGGCUCAUCUUUACGUGGCCAAGAUCGAUGCUAAGAUCAUCACCAAAAUUGGGGCGAAGAACGAUCUCGGAAACCUAAUUCCUCCGGAAUUUAAGGUUGCAGCUUCUGGACUUGAUUACGCUGUUUGGGAGAAGCAAGCUUGACAUUUUUUUAUUUAAUUUGUGUGUGAAUUGUUGUCAAGGGAAUUACAUUGCUGAUGCAAGUUUAGAAUUGUAAAAGUAAAAUUCAUGAAUCAAAUAAUGGAUCUUUCCAUGC